AUGUCCUCGCACGACGCCCGCUCCCUGCGCCAGUCCAAGCGCAUGUCCGUCACCGCCCUGUACCUGUCCAUGUCCGCGAAGGACAAGGACCUCGAGAUCUCAGACGACCUCGCCAAAGCCCAGAAAGUGCUGCGCGAAUUGAAGUCGAAAAUAUCCUCGCAGUCCAAGAAGAAUUUCGUACUGGAAAAGGAUGUGCGAUAUCUAGAUUCGAGAAUCGCGCUGUUAAUCCAGAAUCGCAUGGCGUUGGAAGAACAAAACGAAGUCGCCAGCCACCUCGACGAUUCCACCGAAGUGCAGGAGGGCGUCUUCCCCAACGACGACAAGACCCAGAAAUACGGCAACCUGCUCUUCCUCCUGCAGUCUGAACCACGCCACAUCGCCCACCUUUGCAGACUGGUCUCCAUGGCCGAGAUCGACUCGCUUCUCCAAACCGUCAUGUUCACCAUCUAUGGAAACCAAUACGAGAGCCGGGAAGAGCAUCUCCUGCUCACCAUGUUCCAGUCCGUCCUUACCUACCAGUUCGAUAAUACCCCAGAGUACUCCUCCCUCCUACGCCAGAAUACCCCCGUAUCCCGCAUGAUGACCACCUACACUCGACGAGGGCCCGGUCAGGCCUACUUGAAGCAAGUCCUCGCCGAGCAAAUUAAUUCGCUCAUUGAAUUGAAAGACGUUGACCUGGAGAUCAAUCCCUUGAAGGUCUACGAAACCAUGGUGAAGCAGAUCGAAGACACCACCGGAAUACUGCCAGACUAUCUGCCAAAAUCAGUGACCGCUGAAGUCGCAGCGGCCAACGAGCAGGUCCAGGCCAUCAUCGCCCCGCGUCUCAAGAUGCUGAGCGACAUUGCCAAUGCCUUCUUGGGCACCAUCAUCGAAGGACUGGAGGAGACCCCGUACGGCAUCCGCUGGAUCUGCAAGCAGAUCAGGAGUCUCUCGAGAAGAAAAUACCCCGAUGCUCAGGACCACACCAUUUGUACGCUGAUCGGCGGCUUUUUCUUCCUGCGAUUUAUCAACCCGGCCAUCGUUACCCCACGGUCGUACAUGCUCAUCGACGGAACUCCUGCCGAGAAGCCCCGUCGCACCCUGACGCUGAUUGCUAAAAUGCUGCAGAACAUCGCGAACAAGCCAUCGUACGCGAAGGAGCCGUACAUGGCGAAAUUGCAGCCGUUCAUCCACCAGAACAAGGAACGAGUCAACAAAUUCCUGCUCGACCUCUGCGAAGUCCAGGACUUUUACGAGAGCCUGGAGAUGGAUAAUUACGUCGCUCUCUCGAAACGAGACCUCGAGCUCCAAAUCACACUGAACGAAGUCUACGCCACACACGCCCUACUGGAAAAGCACACCGCUGCCCUGGCGGCAGACCAGCACUCGCAUCUCCACGUCCUGCUACAGGAACUUGGACCCGCGCCCGCCCAGCUGCCGCGCAAGGAGAACCGCACCAUUAACCUCCCCCUAUUCAGCAAGUGGGAAACGCCCAUCGACGACCUGACCGCCGCCCUCGAUAUCACACAGGAGGAAAUCUACUUCAUGGAAGCCAAAUCCACCUUCGUACAGAUCCUGCGGUCCCUGCCCGCCAACUCGGUCGUCACCCGACGCCCACUGCGGCUCGACCGCAUCGCCGAAGCGGCCGCGACGCUCAAGAACGAUGCGGUCAUGGUGCGCAAGGGCAUCCGCACGAUGGAGCUGCUCAGCUCGCUGCAGGAGCUGGGCGUGAUCGACAAGUCGGACGACUUCAGUCUGCUGCGCAACGAGGUGGAGCAGGAGCUCGUGCACCUGGGGUCGCUCAAGGAGAAAGUGCUGGAGGAGACGCGGCGGCUGGACGAGGUGUACCGCACGAUCCGCGACCACAACACGUACCUGGUCGGCCAGCUGGAGACGUACAAAUCGUACCUGCACAACGUGCGCAGCCAGAGCGAGGGCAAGCAGCGCAAGCAGCAGAAGCACCAGGAGCUGGGGCCGUACAAGUUCACACACCAGCAGCUGGAGAAAGAAGGCGUGAUCCGCAAGAGCAACGUGCCCGAGAAUCGGAGGGCGAAUAUCUAUUUUAUGUUCAAGAGUCCGUUGCCGGGGACGUUUGUGAUUAGUCUGCACUACAAGGGACGCGCACGGGGCCUCCUCGAGCUCGACCUCAAACUCGACGACCUACUGGAGAUGCAGAAGGACAGCCAGGAGGACCUGGACCUCGAGUACGUGCAGUUCAACGUGUCCCGGGUGCUGGCGCUGCUCAACAAGCGCUUUGCCCGCAAGAAGGGCUGGUGA
Ophidiomyces ophidiicola is the source of this 2256-nucleotide messenger RNA. It is a transcript of the gene gap1, whose product is annotated as RasGAP protein. Gene Ontology annotation, cellular component: cell cortex. The record is from RefSeq and is a predicted model, not a curated record. The transcript has 4 exons. NCBI's taxonomy places the organism in Eukaryota, Fungi, Ascomycota, Eurotiomycetes, Onygenales, Onygenaceae. Gene Ontology annotation, biological process: regulation of GTPase activity; regulation of actin cytoskeleton organization. The coding region runs from base 1 to 2256 and encodes 751 amino acids. Gene Ontology annotation, molecular function: protein binding; GTPase activator activity.